CUUUAAUUUGCGCUAGUACAGACAUUAGAGAGACACGUGUUAAUUGUUAUCAGCUGUUGCUUCUUCCAUUGUUUUGUUACAAUAGUUAAAAUUACUUAUUAACAAUGUUACGCAGAAGUCGUUGUGUAUUAAAACAUUUUCGGCCUAUCGUUAGAUUUUAUCACGAAAAAGCCUCUGUUAUUGGUAGUACAUGUGAUACCAGUUCAACGAUUUAUCAGGAGAAUUAUGCACAAAUGAAGACUCUUGUUGAUCAACUGAAAGCUACUGUGGAGAAGAUAGUUGAGGGUGGAAGUCAGAAAGCUAAAGAAAGACAUAUCAGCAAAGGCAAACUUUUACCUCGGGAACGAGUGAAUACGCUGUUAGACAGAAAUUCACCUUUUCUGGAAUUUUCACAAUUAGCUGGAUAUAAGAUGUAUGACAAAGAAGAAGUAGCAGCUGGUGGACUUAUUACUGGUAUUGGCAGAGUAGAAGGUACUGAAUGUGUAAUAUUAGCAAAUGAUGCAACAGUGAAAGGUGGAACUUAUUAUCCUAUCACUGUGAAGAAACAGUUGAGAGCGCAAGAAAUUGCGGAAGAAAAUAGAUUGCCCUGUAUAUAUUUAGUAGACAGUGGUGGUGCAAAUCUACCUAAGCAGGCUGAUGUAUUCCCUGACAAAAUGCAUUUUGGCAGAUCCUUUUAUAAUCAAGCUAAUAUGAGUGCCAAAGGAAUAGCACAAAUUUCAGUUGUUUUAGGAAGUUGUACAGCAGGUGGUGCAUAUGUUCCUGCCAUGUCGGAUGAGAACAUUAUCGUUGGUAAUCAAGGUACAAUAUUUCUGGCUGGCCCACCGUUGGUAAAAGCUUCAACUGGCGAAGAAGUUUCAGCGGAGAACUUAGGUGGUGCUGCGCUUCAUUGUCGAGUAUCCGGUGUUACCGAUCACUAUGCGAUAGACGACACGCAUGCUUUGCACUUGGCGCGUCGAGUUGUGCAAAAUUUAAACUUACAACCGCCUAUGGACGUGAAAAUUAAUAAGAACAUAGAGCUGCCUUUGCACGCCAUCGACGAGAUCUACGGUAUCGUCGGAACUAAUCUGAAACGUCCAUUCGACGUGAAGGAAGUCAUCGCGAGGAUCGUGGAUGGGUCAAAGUUCCAUGAAUUUAAAGCGCAAUAUGGCGAGACUUUGAUCACCGGUUUUGCCAGGAUUUACGGCUAUCCUGUGGGCAUAGUCGCGAACAACGGCGUUUUGUUCUCCGAGAGCGCUCUGAAGGGAGCUCACUUCAUACAGCUUUGCGCACAAAGAAAAAUUCCUCUCAUCUUUUUACAAAAUAUCACAGGUUUUAUGGUUGGUAAAGAUGCGGAAUCGGGAGGCAUCGCAAAGAACGGCGCGAAAAUGGUAACGGCAGUAUCCUGUGCUCAAGUGCCGAAAAUUACAGUGAUAAUAGGCGGUUCUUACGGAGCUGGAAACUACGGAAUGUGUGGCCGAUCUUAUUCCCCGAGAUUUCUUUAUACCUGGCCAAAUGCCAGGAUAUCGGUGAUGGGAGGUGAACAGGCAGCUGGUGUAUUGGCACAAAUUGCAAAGGAUCAAAGAAUAAGGGAAGGCAAAAAGUGGACUCAGGAGGAGGAGGACAGCAUCAAGAAUCCGAUUAUAAAACAAUUCGAGGAGGAAGGCAAUCCAUAUUAUUCUAGUGCUCGGCUUUGGGACGAUGGUGUGAUUGAUCCCGUUGACACGCGAGUUGUCCUCGGUCUGAGUUUAUCCGCAAGUCUAAAUGCACCUAUACCAGACUCGAAAUUCGGAAUUUUUCGAAUGUAACACGAGCAAUAUGUACAAACGUGUGUCUCGAAGUGCGUACGAACGCAAUUUCAAAGCUUCCAUUUUUUUAAACUUUGUACGUUGUUUUUAUACUACAGACAAAUAUUGAAUGUAAUUUUAUAACAAAGAUAUUUUUAUAUAUUCCAAAUAUAUAUUUUAUUACAUA
Molecule: messenger RNA, 1950 nt
Organism: Odontomachus brunneus
Lineage: Eukaryota; Metazoa; Arthropoda; Insecta; Hymenoptera; Formicidae
Gene: Mccc2
Product: methylcrotonoyl-CoA carboxylase beta chain, mitochondrial
Exons: 9
Coding region: 105-1784 (559 amino acids)
Biological process (GO): L-leucine catabolic process
Cellular component (GO): methylcrotonoyl-CoA carboxylase complex; mitochondrion
Molecular function (GO): methylcrotonoyl-CoA carboxylase activity
Source: RefSeq, a predicted model, not a curated record